GUCUUGUGAGACCAGACUCUGUAUCAUCAUCAUCCGUCAGCCUGCCUUAUCGGUGCCAAGAUGCCUUCUGCAACACAUCUCUACCAGUACUCCCAUGUCCAGGAGACAAAGGAGAACCUGGACUGGGCUGACCUUCCGACCAUCGACUUGGCCAAGUAUGGCACCCCCGCCGGCAACAAGGAGCUGGCCGACACCCUGAUCGAGGCCAUCCGGACCAAGGGCUUCUUUUAUGUGACCAACUUUGGCAUCGCGCAGGAGCGCGUGGACCGCCAGUUCGCUCUGGGUCAAGCAUUCUAUGAGCUGCCUCUCGAAGAGAAGGAGAAGUAUACGCCCGACCUGGACAACGGCAACUACAAUGGCUACCGCCCUGCUGGGAGAAGAAUCAUGGGUGGCGGUGUCGCGGACAAGACGGAGGUGUGGAACAUGGCCACAAACGAUGGUCGGAUCACACAGCCCCUCCCAAAGCUGCUGAACGAGAACAAGGGGGAGAUCGAGGAAUUCGCAAAGGACCUCCACGACCGCGUCCUGGACCCCUUGAACCACCUCAUCGCCCUCGCUCUCGAGCUUCCCGAGGACUUCUUCACCAACGUGCACAAGUGGGAGACACACGACGAGUCCCACCUCCGGUACAUGAAGUACUCCAAGUUCAGCGAAGAAGAGAUCGAGAAACUUGGCGACGGGCUCUGGUCUUAUGGCCACACUGACCUUGGCACAAUCACGCUCCUCUUCCGCCAGCCUGUCGCCGCGCUGCAGAUCAAGGACCACGCCACGGGCCAGUGGAAGUGGGCCAAGCCUCUGGACGCGAGCCUGACGGUCAACACCUGCGACGCGCUGAGCUUCCUGACGGGCGGGUAUAUCAAGUCCACUAUCCACCGCGUGUCUGUGCCGCCCAAGGACCAGAGACAUGUCGACCGUUUGGGCCUCCUGUACUUUGCGCGCCCGCAGAACGAUCUCGUGCUCAAGACUGUGGACUCGCCUUUGCUCAAGAGGGAAGGUUUCACACAGAAUGAGUUUGAGCAAGGAGGCCACCCGGUGCCGAACAUGGGCGAGUUUACCAAGUCCAAGCAGAUGUGGCAGCAGCAGAGGGGCAAGACGUACAGGAGUGAUCACGGGCAGGUGAUCGUGCCUGGAUUUGAGGGCAAGAUUAUCAACUAGAAAAGCACGCUUGAGAAAAUAUGGAACAGUUCAAGAAAUCUACACUGUUUCCGUGGGUGCUAUACAUGGGCGUGACCUAGUGUUUUGACAGCCCAGGUGAUGCACAUAGG
Messenger RNA from Microdochium trichocladiopsis, 1265 nucleotides. RefSeq names its product 2OG-Fe(II) oxygenase superfamily protein. Bases 61 to 1155 code for a protein of 364 amino acids. The record is from RefSeq and is a predicted model, not a curated record. The transcript is spliced from 4 exons. Gene Ontology annotation, molecular function: dioxygenase activity. Lineage: Eukaryota; Fungi; Ascomycota; Sordariomycetes; Xylariales; Microdochiaceae.